AUGGUAAGUGCUCUUUGCAUUUCUCUCGACCUGAAGGCUGAAAAGGAGAAGCUGGUCUCUUUGCCUUGGGGGCUUGCAGUAGGUUUUGUGCCCUCUUUAGGAUGGGGAAAGAAGAGGGCUCUCCUCUACCUGGAAGAGCCGUCUCUGCUGCUGUGCCUUCCCAUGGGCCACUUCUGCAGCCCGCAGCUCGGUGCCCAGGACGCGGCGUGGCAGGGAGACCAGCUGUCAUCCCAGCUUUACAGAAACAAGCAGCUUCAAGAUACUUUGCUUCAGAAGGAAGAGGAACUUGCUAGGUUACAUGAAGAAAAUAAUAACCUUCGACAAUACCUGAAUUCUGCCCUGAUUAAAUGUUUAGAAGAAAAAGCCAAGAAAUUGCUAUCCUGCCAUGGCCAAAAAAACAGUGCUGUUCUCAAAAGCACCAAGAGGAGAUUGAAAGAGGACCACUGCUUUGUUCCUCAGGAAACUCCUCAUGCUUCCAAAGCUAGAAGGAACCUCUUUAAUGAAUUCACUGCCUGUGAAGAGCAAGCCAGCCCUGCUGUGGACAGCUGGGUCUUGCAGACUUUAGGAUUAAAAGAUGUCAACACCAUUGAUGAAACUUCAGCUAACUACAGUGCCCUGUCCUCAGACCUUGGAAAAGACAUGUACUGCCUGAGCCCUGGUGAAACAAUAGACUAUGAGCAGAACAAAGGAGCAGCAGCAGCAGCAUAUAGCUGCAGCCAUGUGCCUCCCGCUAACAGCAGUACCCAUCCAUGCAGCGAGGACUCUUCCCUCCUUCCUCAGUUUUCUUCAGCACCAUGUGUCUCCUCAUCAGUACCAAGCGUUUCCUCCCUCCCAGCCUAUGGGUUGCCUUAUUUGACUGGUGAUUUGUCGCCCAACAAAACAGAUGUGGCCUUCACAACAUCUCUAAGUCCUCACCGCAAUGUGAGAACGCACACCUUCCACCAAGGACAAGCCUUUGUGCGCAGGGAUGAUGAUGGAGGCUGGAGAUUCACCUGGGUGCCCAAGCAAGCUGAGUAA
Messenger RNA from Athene cunicularia (burrowing owl), 1017 nucleotides. It is a transcript of the gene GMNC, whose product is annotated as geminin coiled-coil domain containing. The transcript has 4 exons. The coding region runs from base 1 to 1017 and encodes 338 amino acids. Gene Ontology annotation, biological process: negative regulation of DNA replication; negative regulation of cell cycle. Gene Ontology annotation, cellular component: nucleus. NCBI's taxonomy places the organism in Eukaryota, Metazoa, Chordata, Aves, Strigiformes, Strigidae. The record is from RefSeq and is a predicted model, not a curated record.